GAAAUUCUAUCUACACCCAGUGAAACCUACAUCAAGAAUAAAGUAAAAAUGAGAAGCAAUUUUUAUUUUCUUCUCUACUUGAGUGUCAAUUCAUUGAUUUGUUUGGUAUAUUGUAAAAGUAUUCCAAGUUCUAAUGCAAAUCGUGACACAUCUACAACUGUCAAGAAUAAAAAUGAAAACUAUCAGAUAGCUGUUAAGCAGAAGAAUGUGGAUGAAGCGAAAAAUUUAGUUCUAAAACUAAUUCAAAAUCAAAAAAAUGAGAUAGUUGGAAUUCUUCAUAAUAAGUACUUAACUUCAGAGAGUCAACAAGACAUUUAUGUUGAACGCAUAUUGACAGUUGGUGAUAAUAUUCAAAUAAUACUAAAUUCUAUUGUUAAAAUAUUUUCCAAAACAUCUGAAAAAGCAUGUUGUUUUGAAAUAAGUAUAAAUGAAGAAACUAAUGAAAUACAAAAAUCUUUAAUUCAAGUUCUCUAUGACUCUCUUCUAUGUUACGUUAGAGAAAUCAGUUUAGGAAAACAGAAUGUCAGUUAUCAAAAUUUUUUAAAUGAUAUUAAUAAAUUAUAUGGUAACCUCUCAUUUAAAUGUGAAUUAGAAGAGAAUAAAUGUAUGUAUAACAAUGAAAAUUUUAACUCUGCAAAAGGUUUGUUUAAAUUUGUUCUUUUAAUUCGUUACAUGGUUGUUAAGUCUAUUCAGAAUUUAAAACUACAGCAGCCAAAUGUUAAUGGAAUAACUUUAAAUUUGAUUAAAAAAACAAUGAAGGAUGUAAUUUUAAACAUGAGGAAUUUAUUUCAAAAACAAACGUGGUCUUCUACUUUCUUGAACAAGACUAAUAAACAAUUAGGAGCUAAAAUUAUGCAGAUUAAAGAUGAGUCAAACAAGAUUGCACAAAUUUUUAAAAAUAUAACGCAUGAGACAUCAUCAGCAGGGUCUGCAUCCACUGAUAUAAAUCUGACAGGAUCAACUCUACCCUCACAACAAACUGGUUCAAACGAAGAUUUAAUUUGGCCUAAGUAUACAAGUAACACUACAUCUGAUAUUGAGAGACGUGCAACAUCACCAGCAGGGUCUGCUUCCACUGACAUAAAUCAGACAGGAUCAACACUACUCUCACAAGAAACUGGUUCAAACGAAGGCUCCACUACGACCAAUCCUACAAGUGAAACUACGUCUAAAUUGAACAUAAGUGAAACAUCAUCAGCAGGGUCUGCUUCCACUGAUAUAAAUUUUCCAGAAUCAUCCCCAGUCCUACAAAAAACUGGUACUAACGAAGGCUCCACUACGACCAAUCCUACAAGUGAAACUACGUCUAAAUUGAACAUAAGUGAAACAUCAUCAGCAGGGUCUGCUUCCACUGAUAUAAAUUUUACAGAAUCAUCCCCAGUCCUACAAAAAACUGGUACUAACGAAGGCUCCACUACGACCAAUCCUACAAGUGAAACUACGUCUAAAUUGAACAUAAGUGAAACAUCAUCAGCAGGGUCUGCUUCCACUGAUAUAAAUUUUACAGAAUCAUCCCCAGUCCUACAAAAAACUGGAACUAACGAAGGCUCCACUACGACCAAUCCUACAAGUGAAACUACGUCUAAAUUGAACAUAAGUGAAACAUCAUCAGCAGGGUCUGCUUCCACUGAUAUAAAUUUUCCAGAAUCAUCCCCAGUCCUACAAAAAACUGGUACUAACGAAGGCUCCACUACGACCAAUCCUACAAGUGAAACUACGUCUAAAUUGAACAUAAGUGAAACAUCAUCAGCAGGGUCUGCUUCCACUGAUAUAAAUUUUACAGAAUCAUCCCCAGUCCUACAAAAAACUGGUACUAACGAAGGCUCCACUACGACCAAUCCUACAAGUGAAACUACGUCUAAAUUGAACAUAAGUGAAACAUCAUCAGCAGGGUCUGCUUCCACUGAUAUAAAUUUUACAGAAUCAUCCCCAGUCCUACAAAAAACUGGAACUAACGAAGGCUCCACUACGACCAAUCCUACAAGUGAAACUACGUCUAAAUUGAACAUAAGUGAAACAUCAUCAGCAGGGUCUGCUUCCACUGAUAUAAAUUUUACAGAAUCAUCCCCAGUCCUACAAAAAACUGGUACUAACGAAGGCUCCACUACGACCAAUCCUACAAGUGAAACUACGUCUAAAUUGAACAUAAGUGAAACAUCAUCAGCAGGGUCUGCUUCCACUGAUAUAAAUCAGACAGAAUCGUCCCUACUCUCUCAAGGAACUGGUUCAAACGAAGGCACAACUAGGACCAAGCCAAAAAUGUAUUGGUUAUAUUAUUACUAUUAUUUGAUUAUUUUAUAAUGAAUAAUAAAACGGAGGAAUAAAAUAAAAUUAUUGAUUUAAAAUAA
Molecule: messenger RNA, 2348 nt
Organism: Leptopilina boulardi
Lineage: Eukaryota; Metazoa; Arthropoda; Insecta; Hymenoptera; Figitidae
Product: mucin-5AC-like
Exons: 4
Coding region: 49-2301 (750 amino acids)
Source: RefSeq, a predicted model, not a curated record